UUUUUUCGUUUCUGUCUCUUACUGAUUUUACUUUCUUGUUAUUCUAAAUAUAAAACGAAAAUUAAAGCAUUUUUUUAAAAAUCGUAUAUCCCUUUUUGAUCAUGAAAAGGAAAAACACCUUGUAUUUCAAUUUGAAUUUUUGUAUUUUAAAACGAAAAUCAAAUAACCACUCGUUUUUUGGUUUUCAAUACCCGUUUCAGAACAGAAAGUCCAGUUACCAGAUCCGUACACGGACCCACCACAAACCUGGUCGCGCCAAACUAUUUUACAUCUGGCGUGAAGCUCUCCAGCAAACUACAGCGUCGGAUGAAGAGUCCAGCCACUCGUCUGGCCCGGAUUCUGCCACUGCCGCGGAUGAAGCCGAUCUUAUCGAAGGAAUUGAUCAUUCCAGUGACAUCAUUUACAAUGUUGGGAAGGAGGAAGAGGAGGAGGAAGAGGAGAGAAUGGAGGUCUCCUGCUGUCCUGGUACCCCAGCGAGAGGUAGAGGGACAGACCGUCCUCCAGCCAGGAGACGCUGCAGCAGCCGCUCCACCAGCGAGCGCUCCGGGCCAGAGGCGCUCCCUACAGCUGGCUGGAAAACUGAGAAGGAACCUGACAGCUUACCUUCUCUGCCACAUUUCCUGCCGAAAAGGAGGCCAGGUGUCCAGCCACCUCUGUCAGAAUAUGUGGACAGUCCUUCUCCAUCAGACCCGUCCAAGUACUUGGACCAGGAGACCAUCAAAAUACUGUUUGAUUCAACUCAGUAAAAACGAGUUUCUUUUAUGUUCAAAUGCACUUUUUAUGGUCUGACCAUGGUUUUGUACAUAAAAUAUGUGUUCUUAAGUAUCUGGCACACUUAGAAAUUUGAUUGCACUAUUGUAAAUAAUUUGUUUUGAUGUUGAUGUUGUCUCUUUGAAAAUUUUGCAGUUUUGUUUAUUUUCGUUUUUUUUUACAAGUUACAAAAUUGACCAUAUCUCAAAAAGCAAAUUAUGUACAGACUCCAAAUAAAUUUCCUGUGGUUCCAAAGGA
Molecule: messenger RNA, 1008 nt
Organism: Amphiprion ocellaris (clown anemonefish)
Lineage: Eukaryota; Metazoa; Chordata; Actinopteri; Pomacentridae
Exons: 2
Coding region: 102-746 (214 amino acids)
Source: RefSeq, a predicted model, not a curated record